UGUUUGAGCUGAAGACAUGCUGUCCUUCAGGAGCGAGUUCAGCUGGAGGAGCAGCGUCUGAAGGUGGAGGAGGUGAAGAGGAGGUGUGAGGAGAUGGAGAAACAGAUUCCCUCGCAGCCAGAAGACCAGCGAGAGCAGAUGCUGCUUCAGCUGCAACAGGAGAAGGAUGCGCUGGAGGUCAAAGUGCGAGCGUUUGAAGACAUGGAGUUCCACAUUCUGGAGCUGGAGAGCGGAGUGGAAGACGAGCGAGACGGAGAGGACGGAGAAAGAGAAACGAUCAUCGAAAGAGAGAUAACCAGAGUACAGCACACACGCAAUGCUUCUCAGGAACGAGUCCAGCAGCUGGAGAAGCAGCUGAAGGAAAUGGAAAAAGAAAAGGAUAAAGCGUUGAGUUCCCUCAGACAGGAGAGAAAGGAGCUGCUGCACAAGUCUCAGAGGGUUUUGAAAGAGAAGAAGCCGCUCACUGAUUGGUCCAACAUCACUGGCUCCUCCCCCUGCGUGAUGUCACUCAGUCCUCUGACCAUUCACAGAGCAGCACAGGAAUCACUGAAGGACUCGUCCAGUUUGCCCCGCAGACGCAGCUCUCACAGGAAGAACACAGACAGACCGCUCUCUGCGCAAGUGUUGGUGCGAAUGACUCCAGACAGACAAACCUCGGAGGCUCCGUCGCCUCGCCUUCCUCACGACCACAGACUGAGUAAUGGACUGAGAUCAGUGCAGAGCGGCGGGAACGACUCACACACACCGAGUAACAGCGCCAGCACCUCCCGCGCUCCCAGCCCGCAGAGCCUCCUGGAUUUAGUGGAGAUCGAGAGGAAACUCAGAGAGGCUAAAGCGGAGCGGGAACGUCUGCUGAAGGAGAGAGAGGAGAGACAGCGGCUGCUGGCAGAACAACGCCGACAGAAAGAGCAGGAGUCUCUUAAAAUACAGACAGACGCAUCAAAACCGGACGAUGAUGAGGAGCGACUGCAGAUCAACUCAACACACAGAAACCUGGAGCAGGGCGCCCCGCUGUCUCUGACGGUGAACUUUGACCUGCGGGCUCACGUGGAGGUUCUGGGUCAUAAUGUGUCGGGCUGUAUGGGGGUCAAUCUGUCUCCCCGGAGGUGCGGCGGCUUUCUGACCAAACGCGGAGGACGAGUGAAGACCUGGAGGAGGAGGUGGUUCUUCUUCGAUCUGGACCACCAGAGACUGGCCUACUACACCGAACUCGAUGAGAAGAAACUCAAAGGCGUGAUUUACUUCCAGGCCAUCAAGGAGGUUUAUUACGACCAUCUGCGAACAGCUACAUCAUCUCCGCGGCCGAGCCUCACCUUCUGCGUCAAAACCUACGAGCGGCUCUUUUUCCUGGUGGCUCACAGCGCUGAAGCCAUGAGGAUCUGGAUGGAUGUUAUAGUCACGGCCACAGACGAACACAGCAGAUACUGAGAAGCAGAGCACGCUGGGAUACGCUGUGACUGACUGACAGUGGUUUGUGUUCUGCUGCCACCUGCUGUUACACUACCAGAACACACCUCAGUGGCUAACACUUUAUUUAUUACCGUUAUAUGUUCAUUUUUGUCAUAUUUUGCUAUUGAAAAGGGGGAAAGAAUCCUGCAAAGGGUUAAUAAAUAUUUACAUUCCAAA
Sinocyclocheilus rhinocerous is the source of this 1626-nucleotide messenger RNA. RefSeq names its product pleckstrin homology-like domain, family B, member 3 (gene phldb3). The coding region runs from base 94 to 1428 and encodes 444 amino acids. The transcript is spliced from 11 exons. Lineage: Eukaryota; Metazoa; Chordata; Actinopteri; Cypriniformes; Cyprinidae. The record is from RefSeq and is a predicted model, not a curated record.